This is a messenger RNA of Elgaria multicarinata webbii, 683 nucleotides long. RefSeq names its product nanos C2HC-type zinc finger 3 (gene NANOS3). The record is from RefSeq and is a predicted model, not a curated record. Gene Ontology annotation, biological process: oogenesis; negative regulation of translation. Gene Ontology annotation, molecular function: zinc ion binding; mRNA binding. NCBI's taxonomy places the organism in Eukaryota, Metazoa, Chordata, Lepidosauria, Squamata, Anguidae. Gene Ontology annotation, cellular component: perinuclear region of cytoplasm. Bases 1 to 408 code for a protein of 135 amino acids. The transcript is spliced from 3 exons.
AUGACUUCUGAUUUCCAGUUAUGGAAGGACUAUUUCCAGCUUGCCAAAGUGGUGGAAAGGAUCUACAGAGAGGAGGACGGCCUGAAGGAGACCUCUCUCCCCGAGCACGGAGAGGCUUCCCUGGAAGGGAAUGGCCAGGCGGAGGGGCUGCCUUGCUCUUUCUGCAAGAACAACGGAGAGUCCAAGCACGUCUACAUGUCGCACCGGCUCAAGGACGCGACUGGAAGGGUGCGGUGUCCGAUUUUAAGGAACUACACAUGUCCUCAGUGCGGUGCGUCCGACGACGCGGCCCACACCCGGAGAUUCUGCCCCUUAACCAACAAGGGCUACACAUCCGUCUAUAACAGUAGCAUCCGGAAUUCAGCGGGGAAGAAGAAAAAAGCAUCAAGUGUGAAUCUGCACUACUAGCUCUUCUAACGUGAUAUCACUUUUCCUGAGGUCUGGGGAGAUUCUGGCUCUAAUAAUUCACCCUUAGUGGUUGAUAACACGGAAAUGAACUCAUACACAAUCCAAAGAAAACACGGGUACCACUGAAAGACUUGAAUGACAAUUUUAUACAGGUGCAUAUCACACAUGAGACCCUGGCAGUGAAUUCUCACAGUGCUAAUAGUCAACUCACUUCAAGCUAUUGUUUUUCAUUCAGCUGUUCUCUUUUUACUUGAAUUAAUGUACAUUCAUGUUCA